AUGGUAAGUAGUCGCAUUCAGCCAUUGAAUAAGCAAAAUAUUGCUGUAGGAAAGUAUGUACUUCUUUUGGCUCGGUGUAUUCGUUCAGAACAAUCACCCUCAUUUUCUUAUGCAUCACAAAAAGGCAAUGAACAUGGAGUACCUGUUAUUGUGACUUACAUCUAUGAGUCGCAUCGACACAAUGUGGCUCAGCGAAAGUUUCUUCUGGAAGGUUUGAAGUGCUUGGAAAGUAAUUUAGCACAUUUGCAUACACCAUUGUUAGUUAUAAAAACAGCGAAUGAUAAGGAAGCUAUGGAAAUUAUUCUUAGAUUAUGUGAUGCUGCUUGUGAAGUAGUCACAGAUGCUGCAUAUUUACGAGAAGAUCGUUGUUUUCAGGAAAAACUCUCUGAUGAGUUAGUUACUAAAUGUCGAAAAAUCACAAAAGUUGAAGGAAAUGUUGCUGUACCUGUAACGGCUUUACUAAAUGGCCCAGCUUACAAUGCACAAUCAAUCCGAAAAGUUGUUUGGCACUUUGUUGACGAUUUACUACUUGAAAAAUGGGAUGAUAUUCCUAAAAUUCAUUGUAAAUCGUUGGAAAGUGUUCUAAAUUGGGAUUUGGAAUGUUUGAAUAUUUCUAAAGAGCUGGAUAAAGCUGCUAAUGAAUGCAAAACGAAUACUAAACUCGAAGGUGGCGAAAUCGCUGCGCGAAGAGUUUUGAAUAAUUUCAUUGUAAAAAAACUAAGUGCAUAUGAAAAGGAAAGAAAUAUACCAAACAGUAAUAAACAGAGCCUCCUCUCACCCUAUCUUCAUUUUGGCAUGAUAAGUCCGAUUGCUAUUAUUGCAGAGGUAAUGAAAUCUUCUGCUCCGAAAUCUGCUAAAGAUGCAUUUUUGGAAGAAUUGGUCGUUCGCCGAGAGUUAUCACAUAAUUUUGUUUAUUACUACAGAGACACUUAUGAUACGUUUGAUUGCUUACCAGACUGGGCAAAAAAAACAAUGGAUGAACAUCAACGUGAUAAGCGAGAGUAUAUUUAUAACUACAAAGAAUUAGAAGAAGGACGUACACAUGAUGUUUUUUGGAAUGCCGCACAAUUUGAACUUGUGUUUGCUCACAAGAUGUCGGGUUAUCUUCGUAUGUAUUGGGCAAAAAAAGUGAUUGAAUGGUCUGCAGAUUACAAGACUGCAUAUUCUUUUCUUAUUGAACAGAAUGAUAAAUAUGAGCUAGAUGGACGAGAUCCUAAUGGUUUUUGUGGUGUAAUGUGGAAUUUCGGCAUGCAUGAUAGGGCUCACGCUGAGAGACCGGUCUUUGGUAAGCUUCGCUACAUGUGUGCAGAUGGAUUGCGAAGAAAAUUUAAAAAGUAUAUUGAUGAAUAUGUUCGAGUCAAUUAUAAACUUGCUGGUCGUAAAUUAGAAAUAGGUGAAUCGCAGCCUAAAAAACGAAAUUCACUAAAAGAUUUCGACUUCAAAGUGAAAAAAGUUCGUAAAUCAUGA
Messenger RNA from Thelazia callipaeda (thelaziosis nematode), 1467 nucleotides. The record is from the annotation of a GenBank genome assembly. NCBI's taxonomy places the organism in Eukaryota, Metazoa, Nematoda, Chromadorea, Rhabditida, Thelaziidae.